AGUAAAAGUAAAGGCGCAGUGCGCACCAAAGGGCACGCAAUUGCUCCGAGUUCUGUCUCUCAUUUUCAUAUGGCGGAUGUCCGAGGGACAGCGUCGGUAUCAAUAGGAAAAAUUAUGAUUUUUCCACGGGACAAUCGAUAGCGUAAUCCUUUGGUCGUUAAUUCAAUUAGGAAGAUGUGAGGGAUCUACGCUGCAUCAAUGCAUCAACUCUUGGCUUGCCACUGGUUGUUGCUUCUGUAACUAUAAAAUAUUCAGUGCGAUGAAUAAUUAACUGCGUAUCGUGUCUGCUUCCUACGUGCUCGAAAUGUUUGCGCGUGAGGCAGCGGAGUUGAGUUUUAUCAGACAAUUUGUCUAAAAGAGUUCAGUUAUGGCUGAAGGAACGGAGCCAAAAUCUAUUGAUGGCCAAAUCUCGAGGGGUCAGUUAGAAAUAAAUGAAUGUCUCGGUAACUGGUUGACGUACUUACAGACACUCAAUGGCCUAUGUACAGCUGGUACAAAACUAGCCCAAUCUCUGCAAGCACUUCUCUCCGUGCAUGAUACAGUGGCACAGUGUCGUCUGACAGGCCAGUGUUUAGCUGGGUGGGAAGAAUUAGCAAGAGCUACGCACAUAGCCAGCAGUACUGUUAAAAAUCAUGUGAUCACUGCUCUGAGGGAUCAUGAAUCUCGCGACAAUGACGGAGACAAGCAUGAUAUUCUCAGAGAAAAUCUCUUGACAUUCGUAAAUUUGCAAUAUCAGUUUUGCGUUGCUUGUUGCGAGUGUUUGGGUGGCAUGGCGGAAUGCUCUUGUUCUCAAAGCGGUAGUGGCGAUUGCGACAUUGCUGCGCUUCAGCAAUGUUUUGAACGUCUUUACAGUUCGCCGGUACCGCCAAUUUCUUCUUCGUCCACCCAGCAGUCCACACAAAAUUGUCGGAGGUCUCCUUUGCCAUAUUCGUUGUUUCCUCUGCAGGUUCAGAGGAGAUGGUCAGAAACGGCGGCGGCGGAAAUGUCAGGCGAGUCCGUCGAGAGCACGAUGAGACGUUGGUCGAUGCCCUGGGAUUGCAAACAUGUUAUAGAGUGGCCUCGCCAGGAUGCAAGGUCGCGUUUAAGGGUGCCUCAGCAAGAUCGUAGUAGAUCGACCACGCCUGACUCAGUGUGGAAAACGUCAAUGGCUAGUCAGGACGGUCUCCAGGAAGCUAUUCAGCUAUUGUCUUGCAAGCCAGGAGUUCGGUCGUCCAAUCAACUCUCGGCUUACACUAGUCAGCAUAUCCCGGGCGUCACUUUGACAACCUGCAAUUUCGACUCGAAUUACGACUCCGCUAUUUGGUCGGGGUCGCGUAGGAUAGGUUCACCUAGAUGUUGGCCUCAGGACUCUAGUGACCAUUCUGAUCAAUCUGGGCAUCGUGAUAGCGAUCACAGUAUUCACAGCGAACAUAGGGACUCGGAACAGAGUGGUGCCAGCGGCAGUCACGGUGAUAGCAAGGACAGCAUUCACUCUCAUUGUGAUCAUAGAGAGACCGAAGCUGGUACAGCUGAUACAUUGCCGUCUCGCAAGAGCAGCUCGUCGACCGAUUCUUGUGUCUCGGCACACAGCCGAUCAGGUUCUGAAAGCGCGGGUGGCGGGGAGUGCACGAGAUCACAAUUAUACUCGAUGUGGAGCGGCGGCGAUCUGUCCUUCAUCAAGUUGCCGGAGAGCAACGAAAUACAAGACGAACAUCCACCCACUUAAAUAUCUGAUACUUUUGCUUCAUAUCCAAAAUGUAUCCGAAAAAACUCAACCAAACUUUUGAAUUACUGAAUCAUGAAAUAGUCCUUUUUCAAAGAAAUAUCUUUAAGAAAUUUCGCACAUUGAGAAAAUACAACAAACUCUAUAUAUUUCUCUUGAAAUUAUUUUUGAAAAACAUAAAACUUUUUUAGUUUACGCUUUAUUUAUUCACAAGGAAUCUGUUUUAUACAUAUUUUAUUGUAUUUGGAGAUUUUCUGUAUUUCGCGAUUCAUUCAAAUGAUUCAGUGAUCCAAAAUUAAACCAUCAUCACGAUAAAAUUGUUGACCUAUGAAUUCAUUUAAUAGAGAUGCGAUCAAUUUUAUUUGUGAUGUAUACAUGUUUGAUAUUUGUGACGGCGCGAGUUAAUACGUGCAUAUUGAGUGUAUAACUAAAGAUAGAAAAAUAUGUAUAAAGAACGUUAUACAGACAGACCACUUUGUAAUACUUACAGUACGAUUAAUCACGCAAUGGAGUUCGCAGAAGAGCAUUUAACAUUAAAACUACUGACGAUCAAUUUAUGCUAUUUAAGUAUAUAUCUUUUUUAAGGGAUAAAAUGAAUAAAAUAUAUAUAU
This is a messenger RNA of Acromyrmex echinatior (Panamanian leafcutter ant), 2313 nucleotides long. RefSeq lists its product as hypothetical. The record is from RefSeq and is a predicted model, not a curated record. Lineage: Eukaryota; Metazoa; Arthropoda; Insecta; Hymenoptera; Formicidae.